Molecule: messenger RNA, 921 nt
Organism: Ophidiomyces ophidiicola
Lineage: Eukaryota; Fungi; Ascomycota; Eurotiomycetes; Onygenales; Onygenaceae
Exons: 2
Coding region: 1-921 (306 amino acids)
Source: RefSeq, a predicted model, not a curated record
AUGGGCGAACAGCCAUCUGAUGACGAUAAUGGUCUCCUCCAACGCCUGAAUGCCCUAAAACCUUCUUCCGUUCAGUUGGAGUUUGGAAAGAUCCCACGGGGGGUAAUUGAUGAUGUUGAUACCGAUGAUGAGGACUAUUCUUAUGCUAUUGAUGGUGAUCCAUUGUCUGCACGGUUCAGGGACCUUGGAGGGUCUCCCACCUACCUCAGAUCAUCGCAUUCCGUACCCGAGCAAGAAGGAGACGUAGAAAAUCUUCUAGCAGACUUGCGAGUCAGGGAAAAUUGGAAACUUGAAUAUGAGCUAGAAGCUGAGAAUGAGAUAAACAGUCUGGUCGACCAGGCGAAGAAAUUUGUACUCUCAUCAUCUGCUUCUAAUCUUCAGCCGCAUUCUGACCAUCAACAUCAGCUUCUGAGAGCUGGAGACGAUAGUAUCACUAAACUACUAGAAACACCCUGCCUUCCUCCCAAACAUGACUUAGAGGAAAAGGAAGCCGAUGCCGAAGCUGAGGACUACGUUCGAAAGAUCCUUGAUAAACUACGGACCCCAACUUCGCUGGAUCAUGAUAUCCCCACUCCAGAAAGUCCGACAGACCGUCCGCAUACUAACAACACUCAAGAUCUUACUAAGAAGGAACUCCAGGCUGCUGACGGCUCUCUUGCUCUGCCUUCUGUUCCUACAGCGGACCCCAUAAACCGGAACAAAGAUUCAAAGAAAAAGAACAUCUUUACAACGUCCAGCGAAUCAACUCCUAGUUGGUGCUGCAUAUGUAAUGAUAAUGCCAAUCUAAAAUGCUUGGACUGCCCCGACUUGUUGCUUUUCUGCUCACGGUGCUGGAAGGAGAUGCACCUUGUUGAGGGGUCGGAAGAGGAGAGGCAGCAUCGAGCGGUCGAAUUCGAUAAAAGAACGCCCAUCGGCGCUUGA